Messenger RNA from Pelodiscus sinensis (Chinese soft-shelled turtle), 8563 nucleotides. RefSeq names its product sterile alpha motif domain containing 8 (gene SAMD8). Gene Ontology annotation, biological process: ceramide biosynthetic process. The record is from RefSeq and is a predicted model, not a curated record. Gene Ontology annotation, cellular component: plasma membrane; Golgi membrane; endoplasmic reticulum membrane. Lineage: Eukaryota; Metazoa; Chordata; Testudines; Trionychidae. Gene Ontology annotation, molecular function: protein binding; sphingomyelin synthase activity; ceramide cholinephosphotransferase activity.
AGGAGAGAAGAGGGAGAAUGAGAAAAGGAAAACAAACAUAUCCCCCUGUAUUCCCACUCAGCUGUUUCCUGCCAGUGCCGGGAGAAGAGUAAAGACUCGGUUCCUUCAGGAAUCCCAUCAUGCAGAUCUGAUUUCCUUGGGGAACACACACACACAUGCUGACAGGUAAAAAGUAAGACAAUGGCAGGCAACAAUCAGCUUUGCAUCCGACGUUGGACUACUAAGCACGUAGCCAAGUGGCUAAAGGAAGAAGGCUUCUGCGAGUAUGUGGACAUUUUAUGCAACAGACACAGACUGGAUGGAAUUACAUUAUUGACACUGACGGAAUAUGAUUUGCGAUCCCCUCCUUUGGAAAUCAAAGUCCUGGGGGAUAUCAAAAGACUAAUGUUGUCAAUACGCAAAUUGCAGAAACAGUAUCUUGAGGUGUUAGAAGAGUUGGGUUAUACCAGUGAUAGCCCUAUUGGCACAAUGACGCCUACCGUUGGCUCCCUUCAAGGUACGGAUUGGUUUUGUAAUGGUGAAGUACCACGGGACUGUGGACCAGUUACUGACCUGAAUGCUGAUCAGUAUCAAUACACAAAUGGGAAAAACAAACAUUCUAUGCGAAGACUGGACCCUGAGUACUGGAAAACAGUCUUAAGUUGUGUAUAUGUUUUCAUAGUGUUUGGCUUUACAUCAUUUGUCAUGGUUAUAGUACAUGAGCGAGUACCAGACAUGCAGACAUAUCCACCUCUACCAGACAUAUUUCUAGACAGUGUUCCUAGGAUACCAUGGGCCUUUGCCAUGACUGAAGUUUGUGGCGUGAUUCUCUGCUAUAUCUGGCUCCUGGUCCUUCUCCUUCACAAACACAGGUCUAUACUGUUACGCAGACUGUGUAGCUUAAUGGGGACUGUGUUCUUGUUGCGCUGCUUUACAAUGUUUGUUACCUCACUCUCUGUGCCAGGCCAGCAUCUGCAAUGUUCUGGAAAGUUGUACGGCAACGUGUGGGCAAAACUUCAGCGAGCAUUUGCAAUUUGGAGUGGUUUUGGAAUGACACUCACUGGAGUACAUACAUGUGGAGACUACAUGUUCAGUGGCCAUACUGUUGUCCUAACUAUGCUGAACUUCUUUGUCACUGAAUAUACACCAAGAAGCUGGAACUUCUUGCAUACUUUAUCCUGGGUCCUGAAUCUCUUUGGGAUCUUCUUCAUUUUGGCUGCCCAUGAACAUUACUCUAUAGACGUCUUCAUUGCCUUCUACAUCACCACAAGACUCUUCUUGUACUACCACACAUUGGCUAAUACCAGAGCGUAUCAGCAGAGUAGGAGAGCGAGAAUUUGGUUUCCUAUGUUUUCUUUUUUUGAAUGCAAUGUUAAUGGUACAGUUCCCAAUGAGUACUGCUGGCCCUUUUCAAAACCUACAAUAAUGAGACGGUUAAUUGGGUGAAGAGCACCUAGUUUAAUCCGAGUUAGUAUGAAGUAUCCAUUAUGAAACCGCUACAGAAUUAGCUGGAAAAAUAAGAAAAUACCUUUUUCCAUCCCUGUGGUCUUCUCAUGUUCCACUUCUUAGAUUCUCAGUCACAAAGUUGGGAUUUCCAUACUUCACAAGAUAGUAGUAGAAAGUAACUGUAGGCGGCUAGGUAGAGGCUGCCCAUACAUUAUUAUGAAUUUGAAGUAGAGGCAUCAUUGUUACCAUUGACAUGAUUCAACAAAAUGCUUUAGGGUGGAAAAUAACUUGCAUCUUUAAAGUGUGCUUUACCUGACUUGUUUCUUUGAGGACCGGAUGAUCUGUGGUACCUUGGAUGUUUACCUGUACAAAUAAUACCAAGUACAGUACUAAUAUAUUAGCCAAUGACUUUUUAAAAAAUUAUUAAAUAUAACUUUUCAUUUGAGGUGUAUACACUUACAAAAUGAGAUUCUGAAGAGUAAUUUUCCAGAAUAAGAAAGGUGGUAUAGUUCUUUACAAAAUGGUUUUCCAGAAAUGUUAAAGUAAGAAUUUGGGGUUUUUUUCUAAAAAAAAAUAAAAAAUAAAAAAAAACCCAAAGGUGUGGCAAAUGUACAAAAUGCCAAAAAAAGAGACCACCUCUUUUUUUGGUUUGGAGGUUGUCGAUAUUAUGAUAGCGUUUGAACAGGAUUAUUUGGUCAGAGUUAACGGUUUGUAGCUUUGGUUUAAAUUUGGAGGGUUCUUUGUUGCAUUUCAACAGCUGGAUUAGAAAUAAAAGCUACAUUGGUUGAAAAUGAAGUUGAGGUAGCUUUAGUGCUGUAGAGUCACAUAGCUACUCUCUCUUCUGUAUGGUUUAUAAAACACUUUGCCUAACCCUAUGCAUGCUUUUAUGAGCAACUCUUUAACCAUUAGAAGAAUUAGAACAGUUCCAUUUAUCUUGAAGUAACGUAGUCUCAUAAAUAGAUGUGGAAAUGCAUGUAGUGUCUUUUUUUCCCCCUCAGGAAAAAUUUAAAAGCAAAUUUCAGAAAUAGUGCUAAUGUUGAUCUUUUAUUAAUUAUAUUUCAUGUCCCAGUCCAUCUGGUAUCAGCAAACGUUGAAUAUAUUUGAGUUCCUACAAGUGUUUUGGCAAACUGUAUACAGUAAAUGCUUUAUACUUAGUCUUAGCAAUUAUGAAAAUAGACUUGGUUGUUAGAAAUAAGUUGCUUGUUUAGGACACUAAGAGUUAAAGCAGUUUAGCUUCUGUGAUAAGUAUCACUUUUUGAGAGAGCUUUUUGCUCGUGAAAGACUAGUGAUUAGAACUGGAGCCUGAAAUACUGUUUGCAAGCCAGGCACUAUGUGUUUGUGACCUUACAAACUGUUAUCCAUAUAUUUUUUUCAUGUGCAGGAAGAUAUCUGUAACUGUGGUUAUUUAGAUUUAAUGGAGGAUAGUAGUUAGAGAGUUACAAAUUGCAACCAAUAUAUAAAUGUUGGUGAUUUUCAUGUUAAUUCACUAUCAUAUAAUUUCAGAAUGGCUAGAGUAUGAGAAGAGGUAGUGCAGUGUCUGCCUUGAAAAAUGUCCAUGAAAAUUUGCCAUCCCAAUACAAACUGUUCAUUCCCACUUUACAGUGACUGGAGGAAACCUGAAACACAUACCGUAUUUGCCCGUUGACAACAAAAUUACCUAGUCAAAUAGGGUUUUGCAAGACUGUUAGGCAUUUGACAUUCCAAAAUCUUGUAUGCUCUCCCACCUCUACAUUUAUGGGCCUUUACAAAGCUACUUUUAACUUUGAAUUGAGAAGCAGUCAUUAACUAGGGCAUCUAUUACUAACUCUUCUUAAAGUUUCUUUUAAACAUUUGCAGCUUUAUUUAGUUCCUGUUCCUUGGACAAAUUCCACAUUCUAGAGUCUCUAUACCAAAUGCAGUAGCACAGCUAGUAAAAGUUAUAUUGCUCUUCAAACUUUGAUAUCUGUAACAUUCCUGUUCUUCAACAAACCUGCUGAUAAUGGUAAAACAUGCAAACCUGCUGAGUGCUCCCAGCACCUAAACUAGGGAAAUUGACUGACACUUAGGAAAAUAAACUCUUUAGUCUGAAGGACUUAUGUUUUUUUUAUAAAAGACGUUUGCUGCCCUUGCCUUCCUGAUAGGAAGAGGCAAUUGGAACAUUCCUCUCUAUAAAACAUCCCCAGUUAUGGACACACUUGCUUCUGUAGUGGACAAUAAUUCAUUGGCCCAUAAUUUAACAGUGUUAUUUCCUUAAUACGUCCAUGUUUUUCCAAGAUGCCCACAGGUUUAUAUCUUUGAGGUUUUUGAUACCUUAGGGAAAAAGGAAUAAAAAAUUCAAUUAAAUUUGCAAAUCUGUUGACUCUAAAAGUAACUCCAGAUUGCAGACUAGCUUAGUUGUGUCUGAAUUGCAGAAUCCUUUUUCAGUCCUUUAUUUACUCAUGCCUAGUAAAACAAAAUGGUUCUAGAACUUAUCAUGAGUGUUUACAUUAACUAAAAUGGCAUCUCAAGAUUUUUGUGUAUAAUUUAAGUUCAAAUCUUUGUUUUUGAACCAUAAACAUUCUUUUGAUUUUUUUUGCCUCCAGUUUUAUUUAUUUCUCAAGUGCUGUUUACAUCUAAAGUAUUGUGAAGACAGUAUUGCCAUUUGUUUAUAAAAUAUUUUUAUGAAAAGAAGAUGAAUAUCUGUACCAUUGCUUUAUGUAUUCACACAGAGAUCCUCUUGCUGCUAAGGAUCUGUUUCCAAUAUUUGUAACAUGGAAAGUUGAUAUCUGGGAAGGGUGUUAAGACUGUCAGUGGUUCUGCUUCUUGGCAUAUACCUAUAGCAUAUCUACUAAUAGACACACAUGUAGUGGCUCAUAGUGAUUUUAGACUAUAAAGUGAAAACAAAAUAUUUCAUAUGCUUUCAUUCAGAGUUUCAGAACAACAACGGUGUACUCUUAAAGCAAUCCUGGCAACUUGAAUUGUUUUAAAAUUGUUUGUUUUUCUGUUCCCCUGCUGUUAACAAGUCUUGGUGUUUGUUUUUGCAGCAGAACAGUGACCCUGAAUAAUGCUAAACUUUGUCAAGCUUGCUGUGCCUCUCCUUUUAUGACCUUACAUAUCUGCCUUAUCUGUUUCAGUUAAUCUGUGGUUUUGACAGAUGCCCUGUUAUAGAGGGUGGGGCAGAACCCCUCAGAGUUCCCCCUCAAAACAGGAUGCCUGUGAUGUCACCAGGUUAGUGCUUUAUACGGGAAGCCCACAAAACAGACCUUGAAAAGUAAAUAAACUAAAUCAAACUUUGGGUGAAUCUUUCAGUUACAAGGAAUACCUGAACCAUAGUCAGAUUUACAAAUGGAAGUCAUUUCCUAUCCCCGCUCCCCCACCCCCCAAAUGAUUUGUCCCUUUUAACUUGACUAUAGAGACUCUGUGGCUUCAUGUUUGAGGUAAAGGUGUAAAUUCAGGCUUAGAUUUUUAGCAUAUAUAAUGAAAGUGACUCUCAAAGGGGAAAAAUGUCCUUUCUUAGUGUUGUGACACACAAAAAAUGGCAGCUGCCUUAUGUGUUCAAAAUAUCAGUUCUUGAUUCUCUUUGCUGGAGGUUUCUUUGGAGGAUUGGGAAAUUAGUGGGAUUGUGGCACUUCCAGAGAACUUGAAUUUAAAGAAAGGGGAUUUUUAAUCAGACUUUUUCAAGAUAAUAUAAUGCAGACAUACUCCUGACGCAGACUUGGAAGACUAGUCUUUAUCCAAGAUUCAAAACCUCUGCUUUUCAACUGCGGACUCAACUCCACUUCUUUAUUUCUUUUAAGAGGUCCUCCAGCAAAACCAGGACAACUCUCAGUAGUUCAGGGGUAUUGAUAAUUAAUAGGCCCCCAAAUCCUCAAACUUUCAGGACUGACUUAAGAGCCAGAUCUUGCAAGGUGUUAACACGCAGCUUGAUCCAGCAAAAUAUAUGCUUAACUUUUUAAGCGCAUGUGUAGACUCAUUAGCUUCAGUGAGAUUACUUGUGCGUCCCUGAAUCUGAGUCAGUGCUCUUAGCACCUUGUAGAACCAAGCCCUUACAUGCUAAAUAAGGGCACGUGAUUUUGUUUCCUGUUGUAGGUCGCAUUAACUCUCCAUGCAACAUAUGGAAAACAUGGUCCAGUAGAAUAUUUAUCAUUUAAAAUAAACAUGUUUCAAGUAGCCACUUCUGUAGAGAUGGCAUCAAAUCUAGGAUGUUGGUAUUCCUGGUUUUAUGUUAGAUAAAGCAGAGCUCCAUGAAAAUGAUCUGGAAAUACCAAAUGCCAGUGCUAAUAUAGUAAAUAAAACCUUUUUAUAAGUUUCUAACCCCAAAACUUGGCUAUUUUAUAAAUGUGUAGAUUGUUCAGUGUAGCAAUUCUUGAUCUGUUUUGCAACAAGGCUAACUAUUCUUUUUUUUUAAUUUUUUCAUGUAAUGAAAAAAAAAUCCCACCCCAAACAGACAAAAAAAGCCACUUAGGGGAAUGGUGUUAGUGGAAUUUACUGUGGUGUUGAACAAAAUUUAAUAUUUAAAAUAGCAUUAAAAUCUGCAUAACUACUAGGACAGCAAUGUUAGGUACUUAUACACUUCAGUGCUACACUGUUUCAGUACUAGUUGUACAAUUUCUAAUUAGUACAACAAAAUCAGGUUAAUUCAAAUUGUCUGAGUUUAAUGGAAGUCCUUUUGUAGACUUCAAGUACUACGUGAUAAAAGUAAUGAAUAGUCAUUUGUCCUUCCUGUAUUUUUCCUACUUGAGAAGAUUAAGAAAACCUUUUUGUCAAGAAGGCUUUUUCCGUUUUUUAUUGCUUUAUUCUGAAUCAUUUAGGAUUCUUUAAGAGAAAGGUCACCCAUUGUAAUUAUAAAGCCAACAUAGCUUUGUGUAGGGUUGCCCGUUUGUAAUUAGUAGAUACCCCAUCAACUGACACUUCUUUGCCUGCCUAUAGAAGCCCUUUUAUGUCAAGGAUUAAUUGGUAGACCACUAAUAAAUCUCUCUCUCUCUCUCUCUCUGUCUCUCUCUCUCUCUUUCUUUUCUUUUCUUUUCUUUUCUUUUCUGGUAUUCUUUUGAGACAUGGAGAGAUUUUGAAAGAUUAUCUGAUUUUUUUUUUUUUAAAUGAUUGACUGAAACAGUGUGUUGAUAUGGGCAAAUUUGAUAUGGAUUUAACCUACAAAAUAGUUGUUGACUGUAAAUGUCUGACUGAACACUAAAAGGUACCAUACUGUAUUAAACCCCAUUUUCAGUCAUCCAUGUGGUAGUGUCUGAUAAUGCUCAUAACUUGAGCCACACCACACGUGUGCUAUGUUGAAUGGAAUGAACAUAGUUCUAGUUGAUGUACAUUUUCAGAACAGAGCUGUGGUUGUUGUGUAAGAAAUUAAAAUAAGCUUUUCAAAGUGGAACUUCUUGAAUUUGUGUAUUGGCCCCAUGAUUUAAGUAGGGACUUUACUGUUCAAUUUAAGGUAAUUUAAUUUUACUGUCUACUUGCAUUCAAUUGUAGAUGACUUCUUAUACAGGGGAAUUACAGACUACACUAAUGUACAGUGGUUAGCAUAAACAGGUAUAUAAAACUUGUUCUUAAAGUUUUUGGGGGAAGACAUUUCUUUGCACUAAACACAGAUCUCUUAGUUAAGUUUUUUCCCCUUCCUUCCACCCUACCCCCGUCACAGAAAAUAGUAUUACUUGAAGGUUUAAAAAUUCCUGUGACAGUGAAGUUUGAAGCACAGUAAUGUAAAUAAGUAAAUAUUGUUAUGACUUUAACAUUAAACCCGGAUUUAAUUAAUAUAUUAUUUUUAUCUUGUAUUAAAACAACUAUUUAAAAGCAUUACAAAUAAAAUCUUUGGAAGAUGGCUGAAGACUGCUUUUUUUAUUUUAAAAUGAGGUGGCUGGUCAAGUAUCUACUGAGAGAUUGGUGAUGGGGGGCCCCCAAGCUGUAUCUUAUAUUUGUAAACAUGUAAAAUAGUGACUAGAAUAAGGGACUUGGUGUCAGGAAUCAUGGCCUUGGGACUGUCAGCCUUCCUGUGUGUUACUUGACCUCUGUCAGCCCCAUCCCCCUUUAUUAGUACCUCCUUUGCAUAGUCCCACCCUCCUGACUCCUUCGUCUUUCCUAACCCUCAGUUUCUAACUCCUUUGCAUUCCUGUGUAGCUGCUUCCACUUCAUCCUUGCUACCUGGAUACAUGGGUGUGUGUUGAGGGGCGGGGGGACAGACACCGCAUAGAAGACAUGGUCUGAUUGUCACUGCCCUCACUGUGUAUGCCUGCUGCCACAGAGCCUCACCCCCAACCUAGUAGCAGGGAGGAGCAAUUGCAGGGUAAUACUGGCUCUGUUCCUGAAGCCCUAGGAUGAAGCAUACUUGGUACAGUCUCUGGAGAAUUUAGCUGCGCACGUUUUUCCCAGGUUAUGUAUGACAUGAUCAAAUUUGGGUGAAUUUUCACAGGAUCAGGAAAAGCCACAUCUGUGAUGGGUUCCCUGCCCCCCAACACGUUAGACCCACGGGCCAAGCCAUGGUAGAAUGACCCUAGAGCAGUGGUGGACAACUUGUGACCCAUUAGGAGCUCUGCAUGCUCAAUCCCUCUUGUGCAUUAGGGACCCUGCACUCACCUACACCUCCCCUGCCCUCCCAGAACUUCCAGAGCGCUGUGAAUCAGUUGAUUAGUAGCGUGCAAGGUGUGUGUGUGUGUGUGUGUGUGUGUGUGUGUGUGUGUGGAGGGGCGCAAAUCAACCAAUUCCUGGCGCACUGGAAGUGCUGGGAAGAGAGGGGAAGGAGAAGGGAUGGGUCGCGCUCUGGGAAGGAGGCAGGGAAGAGGCCUGGUAGGGAUUUGAAGAAAGGGGUGGAGUGGGGAUGGGGUCUGCAGUGGAGGGGAGGGUCGAGCAGCCCCUGGGCAAGUGAGAAGCGACCCAUUUAAAGCAAGGGCACGUGCGAGGGGCACACUGAUUGCACACAAGCUCCCUCUAAUUCUUUGUUACUUUUGCUGGCAACUUCAGGUGCUCCUGCUAAUGGGUCCCUUUGGGUUGAAAAGGCCUGAGAGAGGAGAGCCAAGUGCAAUGUGUUUUAUCUUGUUCUUGGGGUCACGUUUAGUGCACGUGCCCGAGUUCAAUCGUGCGGCCCAGUGAGAUGGGGCCACUCCUGCAGCCCGUUUGCUAGCCUUGGUUGCCCAUCGUGGCCCUAGCACUUCGCAAUGAGAGGGUUGCUCUUAGUUCU